AUAUAUAAUAUAUUUAGGAUGGCAUUGGGCAUAGAGAUAUGUGUUGACAGCUUGGCAUCAUGUAUUGAGGCUGUGGAGGGUGGCGCAGUACGCUUGGAGUUGUGCUCUGCAUUGUUCUUGGGUGGACUCACACCAAGUUAUGGACUGAUGAAGAUUGUUCGUGACAAGCUACCAGAUACACCGGUCAAUGUGAUGAUCAGACCAAGGGAAGGUGACUUCCACUAUACACGCGACGAGAUCGAGUUGAUGAAGCACGACAUCACUCAAGCCAAGCAACUAGGUUACCAUGGUGUUGUCUUUGGUGCCCUCACGCCCAUUGGCACCAUCGACAUUGCCACCACAAAGGAGUUGAUCGAACAUGCCAAGCCACUCUCCAUCACCUUUCAUCGUGCUGUUGGUAUGUGCUACCUCUCUCGCUUGCUCACUCAUUCACUGACUGACACAUACUCAAGACAUGUGUAG
Acytostelium subglobosum LB1 is the source of this 462-nucleotide messenger RNA. RefSeq lists its product as hypothetical. The transcript has a single exon. The annotation marks the transcript as partial. Gene Ontology annotation, molecular function: copper ion binding. NCBI's taxonomy places the organism in Eukaryota, Evosea, Eumycetozoa, Acytosteliales, Acytosteliaceae. The record is from RefSeq and is a predicted model, not a curated record.